UCCUAUGUUUUCGGUUAUGUUGUGUCAAAAUUUGGAGACAUCGAGACGAAGUGAGGUCAUCAUUACCUCCAAAUAUGGAAAACUGCCAAUCCCAUUCCCAAAAUUUUCUCACUUUUGUUACCAACGUAACCCAUCACAACAUGGGUCAUGGAGGUUCCCAUCAUUUCAUCCUCCAUCUGGCUUCCCUAGGGUCUCCUAAUUUCCUCUGGAGCCCUAGAUUUUGCUGGUUUAUCCUCCUUCGAUUUCAGAGCCCUCAUCUGCAGCUACAUGUUCAGCUUAAUUAUUUUUUGGGUACCAUCUCAGUAGUGUGGAACCUGGCCCAUCAAUCUAAUGGGGUUGAAAUAUACAAAGCAGGGAACACCAAAACUUGAGAGCUCGAGCAUACAUCAUCAAAUGAUCAAUUACCUUACCAAGAAUUUUAUUCGUAACUUGGUAUCCAAGCAACGUAGAAGAAUGCUUAUAGCUGGUUAUGAUCUUGACAUGUCAUAUAUCACAGAUCGAGUAUUAGCAAUGUCAUUUCCUGCACAACGUAUGCGAGCAGUGUAUCGAAAUCCUCUAUGGCAGGUCAAGUCUGUGUUGGACAUGAGACAUAAUGAACAUUAUAAGAUCUAUAAUCUCUGUAUAGAAGAAAAUUAUGAUCCAGCUCUCUUCUAUGGACGCGUGGAAGCAUACCCCUUUGAUGAUAACCAUGUUCCAUCUCUUGAAAUGAUCAAAGAUUUCUGUGAAAGUGUGGAGUCAUGGCUGGCAAGUGACCCAAAAAACAUUGCUGUUAUCCAUUGCAUGGCAGGAAAAGGUAGAACUGGAUUAAUGGUAUGUGCCUACCUAACUUAUUGCGGCAUGUCAGCAGAAGAGGCUCUUCAAUUGUAUGCAGAUAGACGAACAACCAAUAAUGAAGGAGUAUCAAUACCAAGCCAACGUCGUUAUGUGACAUACUGGGAAAGUCUACUUUCUAAUUCUGUCCCUAGGGGAACUGGAAAUGGACCACGAGAUGUGAACUUGCCUCAACCAUGUAGCAGAGAAUUGCGGCGAAUCCGGCUAUAUGAUACAGUCAACAUAGACUCAAUAUUCUUUGUUAUCUCAGAGCUACACGAGAUUCCUAAUGAGGUGUAUCGUCCACCAGUGGAAGCUUACCGUGGCUACUGUAGACAGGUUAAGAAAGGAUAUCAGAGAAACAACAGCCCUCGCUAUUAUAUUUCAAUUCUUGAAGGUGAUAACGAUGGAAUGCAAUCAGAAACGGAAGAACCUCGCAUUGUCGUUCAGAUGGACACAGAGUCUCCUGCAAUAUACCAAAAAUCAUGUUUGGACCAUUAUUUUGAUAAACCUAUACAAGUAACUGGAGAUGUACGUGUCAUAUUCUACGAGAAAAUGAUAGGAGGUCGCCUUUUCUACUGCUGUUUCAAUACAGCUUUUAUUAGGAACAGCUUACUACAGCUCACAAUACAAGAGUUGGACAAAGUUGGUAACAAGGGAAAAUCAAUAUGUGGCCCUGACUUCUGCCUAGAGUUGUUGUUUGGUCCUGCUAAUGCAGGAUAUUCAUCGUCAAGUAUAUCCAAUGAUGAACAUUCUAGUGAUGAUUCCUUAUAAAAAAAAUUUCUCGUAUCUUUGCAUAAUAUGAAAGGCAACGUCCAAUUUACUGCUGUAACAUAUUCCUGCAAAAUGAACCCAACAAUGAGUCCCUUGGUGUAUGUAGUGAGUGCACUCAUUCCUCCACUGUCUUGACGUCUAAUUUUUCCAUAGGCGAAAGGCAUGAGGAGUAGGUGCAAAUUUUGUAUUAUGUUAGUGAUUGAGUAGCAUUUUGCAGAAGAUGAGGUUGAGAGCAUUAUAAUACGAAAGUUUACCAAUUCUCUUGCUGGAUAUAAUUUUCAAUGCUUUAACAAUUUGAAGAA
Messenger RNA from Cajanus cajan (pigeon pea), 1886 nucleotides. RefSeq names its product Calcium/lipid-binding (CaLB) phosphatase (gene PTEN1). Gene Ontology annotation, biological process: phosphatidylinositol dephosphorylation. Lineage: Eukaryota; Viridiplantae; Streptophyta; Magnoliopsida; Fabales; Fabaceae. Gene Ontology annotation, cellular component: cytosol. Gene Ontology annotation, molecular function: phosphatidylinositol-3,4,5-trisphosphate 3-phosphatase activity; protein tyrosine phosphatase activity. The record is from RefSeq and is a predicted model, not a curated record.